UUAAAACUGUCUCUAAAUUAAAGUUUAAUUACUAUUUAAAAAAUUAAUUUCAAAAUAAAGUUAUUUAACGUGUAAAUCAAAGUGUUAAGUAUAAAAGUGGCCAAAAAUAAUAUAAGGCAUAAAUCAAACGGAUAUAUGUUUUUGCCUCAAAACCUCAAAAACUUGUUAUUGAGAAAUAAGAUAAAAGUCUUGUAUAUUAAUAAUAAUGAUCUAAACUUCUGAAAACAUCUCAACAAAAAUAAAUCGCGUUAUUUGUUAUCAAUGAACAUGUCUUCAAAGGUUUAUCGCAAACUCACGAUUGGAUAAUUGAGCGGUCGAUACGAAAACUUAUAAUAAAUACGAAAAUUGUUAUUCGAACCAAAGUUUUGGCAUUGGUUUGGCUUUAAAACUAAUAAUCAUAUAAAUAAUUAAAUUUGUUAACCGAUUCACUAAUUGUAUAAUCGAGACAAUGUCUGAACCCGUCUUCUAUAAGUUAGGAGAGAGAAAGUCUGGAAUUAAAAUUCCGGGAAAAGUACAGGACUUUUAUGAGAUAAGAGACAAGUGUUUAAGAGAUGGGGUUCUCUUCGAAGACGACGCCUUUCCCGCAAACGACUCGUCCUUUUAUUUCGCUGCCGGAAAGGGUCGCCGAUCUUUCCAAUGGCUCCGACCCUCACAACUGUCCAGUAAACCCAUGUUCAUCAGCGAUGGCGCUCAACGUUUCGAUGUCAUGCAGGGAGAACUGGGAAACUGCUGGCUUUUAGCCGCUGUCGCUAACUUGACGUUAAACGAAAAGCUGUUCCAUCGGGUGGUUCCCCACGACCAGACAUUUGAGGCGCCAGAAUAUGCAGGUAUAUUUCACUUCCGUUUCUGGCAAUACGGCCAUUGGGUGGACGUUGUGAUCGACGAUAAACUGCCCACAAUUGACGGACACUUAAUGCUUAUGCACUCAAAGGAUAGACACGAGUUUUGGAGCGCUUUAAUUGAAAAGGCUUAUGCAAAACUCCACGGUUCAUAUGAAGCGCUCAAAGGCGGCACAACCAGCGAAGCCAUGGAAGACUUUACGGGGGGUUUGACCGAGAAUUUUGAGCUCCAGUCCAACGAAUGUCCGCCCAAUUUGUUGAAUAUAAUGUUGAAGGCCUUCGAGCGCUCGUCAUUCCUCGGCUGCUCUAUUGAAGCGCUCGAUUCCUCACAAAUGGAAGCGGAAAUGUCUAAUGGUUUGAUUAGAGGACACGCCUAUUCGGUGACUGCUAUAAAGUUAGUGCAGUUAAGCACAUCCAAAGUCAAAGGAAAGAUACCUUUGAUUCGGGUUCGGAACCCAUGGGGUAAUGAAGCCGAAUGGAAGGGCGCCUGGAGUGAUAAAUCACGCGAAUGGACUGUAGUUCCGGAGCGCGAGAAACAGCUGCUGGGACUCACUUUUGACGCCGACGGAGAGUUUUGGAUAUCGUUUACGGACUUUAAAAACAAUUUCACACGACUUGAAAUCUGCAACCUUUCCCCCGAUUCACUCGGAGAAGACAAUAAGCGUCAUUGGGAAGUGUCUUACUUCGAAGGCUCAUGGGUUCGGGGCAUAAGCGCCGGCGGCUGCAGAAAUCAUUUGCAAACUUUUCAUUUAAAUCCUCAAUAUUUGAUUACAUUGGUUGACCAUGAUGAAGAUGAUGAUGAAGACACCUGCACGUGUGUUGUGGCGCUUAUGCAGAAGAAUCACAGAUUGAAGAGAAAGAUGGGUUCCGAUAGCCUUACCGUCGGUUUUGCCAUUUAUGAGGUGAAAGAGGGCCACACCGAUGGCGGCCCUAAAUACGAGUCUAAAUUUGAACGAAAUUCGUGCCAACAAUUGCUGUCAACCGAGUACUUCAAGUAUAACCAAUCGGUCGCGCGUUCGCCCACUUUUGUCAAUCUCAGAGAAGUCUCCGGAAGGUUCCGACUUAAACCAGGCAAAUACUGUAUAAUUCCGUCUUCAUUUGACCCUGGUGAAGAAGGGGAGUUCUUGAUUCGAUUCUAUACUGAAAAAGCGCCUCAAAGUGUGACCGAAAAUGAUGAAGAAAUUGGUUUAGUUGAUGAUAACGCGGGCAAAACAAACGGAGUUUCCGAUAAUUUGGUCGCUGAUAAUGAGCCAAAAGAGUCGGAACCCAACGAUAAUAAUGUUGCAAACAAUGAGAAUAAUGUUGAUGUGAUUCACACUAUUUUGUCAAGUGAAUCCGUUGCACAAAACCGCGCGAAAGAGUCGGAGUCGCAAAUCAAUGCCUUCUUCACCAAACUGGCCGGCGAAGACAUGGAAGUGGACGCCAAAGAACUGCAGGAUAUAAUGAAUCACGCGUUGAAAAAAGAGUUUAAAUUUGAUGGCUUUUCAUUGGAUUCGUGUAAAUCAAUGAUUGCUAUGUUAGACGACGACAGAACCGGCAAACUAAGUUUCAAUGAAUUCACUCAACUUUGGCGAAACAUCCGGCAGUGGUGUGCGGUCUUCAAGAAACACGACUCCGACGGCAAUAACAUUAUAUCUGCACAUGAAUUGAGGGCAGCCUUUCAUGAGGUCGGACUCAACGUUAACCGACAUAUACUCGAGAUUCUGAUCCUUAGAUACGGUGUCGUAAAUGUAAAGAAAGAAAAAGGUCUGACUUUUGAUGAUUUUAUUCACGCGUCGAUGAAAUUGAAACAUUCAAUCGACAACUGGAACUCAAAGUCAAAGACAAUCCAAACACCUUCGACUACAACUCCGUCUAAGAUCCUGCCAUUUGCCAGCGGAAGAUACCCACCGACUGCCACCCAAAACGACACUAGUUUUACUCUCGAAGAAUUCGUCGAGAGAGUGAUGUAUUGCUAAGCGAUAGACAAAUCAGUCGCUAAUUAAAGUAAAUGUGAACUCAAAUCACGUAAUUUGAUGACAAUUGAAGGAAACCUCUUUCUAUCCACUAUUUAUUGCUAUAAAUGCGAUAAUUAUUGACCGCUUCUUCUCUAUAUAUAGCUUUUGCUUAGCCUUUGUCUCAAUUUACUGCUUAUUUUGUGAUAAAUUUAUUUUCAAUGAAGAUAUUUCUAUUCUCUAAACCGUUUACUUAAAGAGUUGCCUAAAUCUUGCGAAUUGAGAUUGAAUUGUAAUUACAGUGAAUUCUUGUGACUUUUCUCUGUGUUUAACCUCAAGUGCAUUACAAUUAUGAACAUAGAAAGAGUGGACAGACAUUGAAUUGUAAUUACAUUAAUUUGUGACUGAAUUUACUGAUUAAGAGAUUUAUACAAUUGAAGAAAAUGUAUUUCAAGAUAUUAUACAAACUUGUAACAUGUUCAUUUUCAAUUUAAUCCUCAUUAUAAA
Messenger RNA from Medioppia subpectinata, 3280 nucleotides. NCBI's taxonomy places the organism in Eukaryota, Metazoa, Arthropoda, Arachnida, Sarcoptiformes, Oppiidae. The record is from the annotation of a GenBank genome assembly.